UGUGAGUCAGGGAUUAAUGGCACAGAGUAAGCUUCCAAAAGCCACGGGGCCACUGGAGGCCUGAGCUUAGAGAUAAUUUCCCUUCUCUACGAAAAGGCCAGGCAUUUAGUCCAGACGGGCAGAGUCAGGAGACAGUCGGCCAGCAGGGGACAGGGAGCAGCCGCAGCCCAGAUGGCCACCCGAGAAGAGCGAGUGACUGUCCCCAGCCUGAGACGCGAGACGGCCACUGACCUCUUUUCCUAGAGGCUCGUCGCCGCGGCCCCUCGAGCCCGGCCGCCGCCGCCCCCGGCGCCCGGGCGGGCCCCACGGUGAGCCCCCCAGCAAGCGAUGAGGACACAGAGGCUUGUAAAGAUAAAGUGACUGAUCCAAGGUCACGCAGGAGCAAGGACACAGGUGCGCAGAGCUUGCCUGGACUCGCUGAGCUGCGAGGGGAACCUGUUUCCGUCUGAUCUGGUGGGUCCACCCACCUAGGCAAACGGUCACAUCCCUCAGCUGUGAUUCCUCACCCCUGCCCUCUCCCUGGUCCUCAGGCUGUGCUACAUCUUCAUCACCUUUUGCACAGUAGUGAACUGUUCUCUUCGUGUCGCAAACCUGCAGAGGGUGAGCUGGCCAGCACUCGGCUGUAGUGUGUGGCUCUUAUCUGCAAGGCUGCUCUAAGGACAGUCACGGACACCUUGGCCAUGUGUAUCCUUUGCCCUGGAGAUGCCCAUGGCUUUAGAGAGACUGUGUGAUGUGCAGCACGGUAGAUACCCGUCUGUCCCGCCGCCGAUCAGGGGAGGGGCAGACCCCUGCAGAAGAAGCUGCAGAGGCGCCGACAUGGGGCUGAAGCUGACCUGCCUGAAAGGCUUGAAAAUGUGCGUGAGCAGCAGCAGCAGCCGCCGCGACGCGGCCCCCGUCCUGGGCCACAAGCACCUGGACCCGCCCAACAUCGUCAUCACCCCGCCCACCCCCACGGGCGCCGUCCUGCCGAGGGACUCGCGGAGGGCAGUCUGGCUGGAGGAGACGGGGUCGUGUCCGGAGGAUGGAGAAAUAGACCCUGAGGCCUGAGGAGGAGACGAGGACUGGGGGCUGCCUGCACCGGCCCCUGCUCUGAGCGCCCCUCCCUCCACGUGUCCUGGGGGGCCUGGGACAGAUGUGCUGGGAACGCCGGCUGGGAAGACCGAGCGCUCCCGGCACUGGACCUGCAGAGGCGUGGCGAGAGGACCAAGGAAUCGGCCCUGCCUGUGUCCAGAACAGCGUUUCCCAGGCCCCCGUGAGGGGACCGGACCUCUAGCGCCUGCACGUUCUUGCCAACCCCAGGGCACAGCGACGGCCAUCGGGGUGCCACGGAGAGGCUUUCUUCUGGACGGACAGACUGCCAGCGCCCUGGGCCAUGCAGACCAGUGCCCAGGAAGUCCGCACACGCAAGGACUUCUUGCAGAGGCCUGGCUCCAUUUUUUACACGUUGUCUUACAGACAUCGAGAUAGCCCAAAGGUGAUUUGUAAUUUCUUGUUUUGCAUUGUAAAUAAAGAUCCCAGGUAA
This is a messenger RNA of Hippopotamus amphibius kiboko, 1522 nucleotides long. RefSeq names its product chromosome 16 C16orf74 homolog (gene CLMB). Lineage: Eukaryota; Metazoa; Chordata; Mammalia; Artiodactyla; Hippopotamidae. The coding region runs from base 703 to 1047 and encodes 114 amino acids. The record is from RefSeq and is a predicted model, not a curated record. The transcript is spliced from 8 exons.